Messenger RNA from Phycodurus eques (leafy seadragon), 1467 nucleotides. RefSeq names its product polymerase (DNA directed), epsilon 3 (p17 subunit) (gene pole3). Gene Ontology annotation, molecular function: chromatin DNA binding; protein heterodimerization activity. The record is from RefSeq and is a predicted model, not a curated record. Gene Ontology annotation, cellular component: epsilon DNA polymerase complex; CHRAC. Gene Ontology annotation, biological process: DNA damage response; heterochromatin formation; leading strand elongation. Lineage: Eukaryota; Metazoa; Chordata; Actinopteri; Syngnathiformes; Syngnathidae. The transcript has 4 exons. Bases 303 to 749 code for a protein of 148 amino acids.
CGAAACACACGUCACGCAUGCGCCAGGGGUCAGAGUUGAAAGUUCACGGGCGGUUCGCAGGAAACGUCCCAAAACAAAUCGGUUCGCAAGAAGCUGAAUACGUUUUCCCAACGUGACUAUCCAAACGAACCUAACUGAACAGAAUUUAAUCACAUAGUUGACCUCUAAGUGUGAAAAAUAUCACGUUAAAAAGUAUCCGUGCUAAUAGCUUUUAAGCUAGCUGAGCUUCUUCUUCUGAUAGCGCGUGUUAGCAAGUCAGUUUGUCGGCGUGGUUAUCGCCGCCCGGAGCCCUCAACGCAGAAAUGGCAGAAAGGCCAGAAGAUCUCAACCUUCCAAACGCGGUUAUCACUCGCAUCAUCAAGGAGGCGCUCCCAGAUGGGGUGAAUGUUUCAAAAGAAGCACGGAGAGCAAUAUCCCAAGCUGCCAGUGUGUUUGUGUUGUAUGCAACAUCUUGUGCAAACAACUUUGCCAUGAAAGCCAAGCGAAAAACUUUGAAUGCAGGUGACGUCUUAGCUGCAAUGGAGGAAAUGGAGUUUGAGCGAUUUAUGGAACCUCUCCGAGAAGCUCUGGAAGUGUAUAAGAAGGGCCAAAAGGGAAAGAAGGAGGUGUCAGAACAGAAGCGCAAAGAUAAAGAAAAGAAGACAGACUCUGAAAAUGAUAAGAGCAGGGAGGAGGAAGAGGAGGAGGAGCGCAUGGAGGAAGAACCUGAAGCAGAGAACGAGGUGGGGGAAGAGGAGGUGGAAAACUGAGGACAGUUCCUAUUGUCCGAAGGAUGAAAUGCACUCAGUCAGCCCCUGUGAGGUUAUCUCGAGGAUCCCAGUAGAAACUGAUUAGUUUAUUGAAGGGAUCGUUACUUUUUGUCUGCUCUCUUCCAACAUACAAAUGUUAAAGCAAAGCACAAGAUUACAUCCAAGUCUCUGUCUUUCCUAUGGAUAGAAAAGCUGUCUUUGAGCACACAACAAAAUGUAACACACCCUGACUAACUGGUUGGUGCUAACCUGAUUGUUGCCAAUUAUAAGUUACAAAAUUACAUUUGUUGGAUUGAUACAAUUGAACAACUUGAUCAAGGGGGUUCGAUAUUCCCCAUUCCACAGAUAAACUUCAAAAGCACAAGGUUCUAAACUUUUUUAUGUCUACUGUUGACUUGAUGUGAGCUCCACAGAAACAGUAAAAAAAACUGAAGUUGAGACUGAAUUGGGAAACGAGUCAUGCAUUUAUUUCCAGGUUUGCUGAAGAUGACAGUUUAGAGGUUUUGUUUAUAGCUCAGUGUUGAAUAUCUGCUCAACCUUAAACAUGUCAAUGUCAGAAAUACUGUGCAUUAUGGGGUGCAUUAGUUGCAUAAAAUGGAUCCUACAUUUGUUUACUAAUGUUUUGGGCUGCACCUGUUCUCACAAAACACAAAAUGUAUAGUUUUGUACAAUUUUCAGUAAACGUUUUUAUUCAGCUCUAAAUAAAAAAAGAAUUGCU